UCGCGGUUCCGGCGAGAGGAACGCGGCGGGGAGGCGUUGAAGGCGAGCUGCGGGUUCCGGACCAUGCACCGGCCGAACUUUCGAGCCCCGACGACUCCCUACCCCGGCCCGGGCGGCGGAGGCUGGGGUGGCGGAGGCAACAGCAGCUUCCGAGCUGCCCUGGGCGGGAGCGGGCCGCGGCCGCCGUCCCCGCGGGAGGAGCUGGGGAGCCCGCUGCCCUCCCCGGCCUACGGGCCGCGCGCCAGGCCCUACCGGAGCGGCCACUCCCCGCGGCCCGGCGGCGGCUUCCCGGGAGCCCGGCUCGGGUCUCCGUCCCCCGGCGGCUACGCCGGCUCGUAUCCCAAGUCGCCCGCGGGGUCCCAGCAGCACUUUGGCUACUCCCCGGGGCAGCAGCACACCUACCCCCAGGAUUCUCCAAGGACAUCUACACCAUUUGGAUCAGGGCGUGGUAGAGAAAAAAGAAUGUCUAAUGAGUUGGAAAGUUAUUUCAAACCUUCAAUGCUUGAAGACCCUUGGGCUGGCCUAGAACCAGUAUCUGUAGUGGAUAUAAGCCAGCAAUACAGCAAAACGCAAACAUUUACAGGCAAAAAAGGAAGAUACUUUUGUUAACAUUUCUGAAAUUCAACUGGAAGCUUCAUUUGUCAGGAACAUCUUGGACAGAACUCUUAACUUGUGUAAUUAAGUUGAACCCGCAGAUGAUGACUUUGAAUAACUAUUAGUAGAGCCUUCUAGGGAUUUCUUACUUUAUAAAGUACUGAUACUUUAAAGAAGAUGGUAGAAUAUUUGCAGUGUUUAGCUCUCCUAAAAGUGCCUAUCACAUUUAGAAGAUUCCAAGUUCCAUAUUUAACAUUCCUCAUAUAAUGGACAUUUGUCUUAAUGUUUUUCCAGUGUUAAAAUAAAACAUGUUGUCUUUCUAAUUAUAUUGUGACUUUGUGGGAUAAGUAGAAUUACUAAAAUAAUGCUGCAAAAUCACUUAGAAUUCAUAGGUAAAUGUUUUAUAAACCUUUAAAAUGAAAUAGAUAAACCAUCCUUUCAGCUAUAUACAAUUUUGUAUUUGUUCAUAGAGAAUUGUUCUGCAUUAAUUUUUUCCCCUAAUGUAUCUGUAAAAAUCAAAACCUUAGCAUCACCUUAUACUCAUUUAACCCAAAAAGGCAGGGGAUAAACCAUGCAUAGGUUGCUUGAUUUUUCUUUCCAAUUUUCUCCAUAUUCUCAGUAUUAUUUCUCUUAAAUUAUUUAUUAGCAAGCAGAAAGAGAGACAAAGAUUGAAAGAGAGAAGGGGUGCACCAGGGCCUCCUGUAAACAAACUCCAGAUACAUGCUUGCAUGUACCCCUCUGCCCAUCUGGCUUUACGUAGGUACUGGGGAAUUGAGCCUAGGCGUUUAGGCUUUGCAAGCAAGAAUCUUAACUGCUGAGCCAUCUCUCCAACCCCUUCUCGUCAUUCUUGAAACCAAAGAUCGGAUAGUUUCUUUUCACUAUGACAAAAUACCAGGAAAAAAAAAAUUAAGGAAUAAAUGAUUUAUUGACUUACGGUUUCCAGUGUUUCAGUAAGAAGUCAGCUAUAUGGGAACUUGGGCUUGAAGUGAGGCAAAAUAUAAUGGCUGUGGGUGUGGCAAAGGCCUCUCUCCUCAUGACAGCCAGGAACCAGGAGGACAGGAAGUGGCCAGGAAUAAGGCAUAGCUUUCCAGGGCAUGUUCCCAAUGAUCUCUUUCUCCAGCUGAGUCUCAGCUCUUGAUUUCCUCUACCUCCCAAUAGUAUCACAUUAUGGACACAUCCAGGGAUUAAUCCCUUGACUAGAGAAAUGUGCUUUAGUUCAAUAACUUCCCAAUGGUUAGAUUUGCCAGUUGAGGAGCAAGCCUCCCUCUUGGGGUACAUUGUAUCUAUACAGUAACAAGUGGCUAACAGCAAUCUCAUAUCACCUCCAGAAGAAAGAAGCAAGCAUGUUUGUGUAUGUAUUGAAACCACCAAUCCCGACAGCAAAUUGCUCUGAAACCACUGUAACCAAGGCAGUGAGGCCUAAAACUACCCUGCACUGUGGACCUACUUCUCAACUUCUCAACUCUAUGAUCUUAAGUCUCACAUUGCCUACCUGGAGCAGAGAAGUAGUCUUCUAAAGGAAUGAGUUGAAAAUAGAGGAGUUUCUCCCUGGCUAUUUAAAAUCAAGCUUUGUAGAAUGCCAAGCCUAUAUACUUUGAAAUCACAAAAUAAUGGAAAUAGAGCUACUAAAAAUUUGGUUUCAACAUUCCACAAAAGAAACACAAAAAACGACAUAGCCACACCACCAGUUUGAGCCGUCCUCAAACCUGUCUGUUGGUUAGGUCUUAGAGCAGCAGCAAAGGGAAAAAUGUUGGGAAAUUUUAAAGUAAAUAAAAGUUAAAGGGCUGAAGGGAUGGCUUAGUGGUUAAGGCAUUUUCCUGCAAAGCCAAAGGACCCAGGUUGGCACAUGGAUCUGGAGUUUGUUUGCAGUGGCUAGAGGCCCUGAUGUGCCCAUUCUCUCCCGCCCCCUCUCUCUGUCACAUAACUAAAAAUUAAAAAUAUAUUUUUUUAAAGAAAAGGUUACAUGAGACCCUGGGCUUUGGGAUUUUCUGCCAGUUAAUAGCUAGAUCUGUUCACUUUUCUGUGCCUCAAUUUUAUCAUGUGAAAUGAAGAAAUUACUAGUACUCGUGUCAUGGAGGUAUUGUGUUCAGGUAAACGGGUUCAUGUAUGUAAAGAUUCCUAUUAACCCUCGUUUACUCCAUGUCCUCAAUUUUUUAAAUAUACAAAUUUAUAUACUUGCAAGCAGAAAGAGAAUUGGCACACCAGGGUUUCUGGCCACUGCAAAUCAACUCCAAAAACAUGUGCCACUUAUUGCAUGUGGCUCUACGUGGGUACUGGGGAAUUGAACCCAGGAUUCAGGUUCUGCAAGCAAGUGCCAUAAUUGCUGAGCCAUCUCAUCUCUCCAGCCUUAUAUGUCAUCAAUUUUUAAAAUAAUGCCUGUAAAACGGGAGGCACUAAGUGAAUAUUUGAUGACAUAGGACUUGUUAUUAUAGCUAUUAGAUUGUUCCUGCUCACUCUCUUUCACAGGGAGAAAUAGUAAACUUACCCAGUUAUUUUAAAAUGUAUGUCCAGCCAGGCCUGGUAGCACACACCUCUAAUCCCAGCAUUUGAGAGACCCAGGGUAGGAGGACCACUUUGAGCUCAAGACCAGCAUGAGACUACAUAGCGAACUCCAGGUCAGGCUGGCUAGACCCUACCUAAAAAAUAUAUAUAUAUAUAUAUAUAUGUAUAUAUAUACUUAAUAACAUCUUGUCUUUCUACAUGAUGACUAAUGAAGAUUAAAGCAAGUAGAAUAUUCUUGUAAAAUUCUUUUUAACUGAACAUAAAUAAAUUAUAGACUAAUAAUUUCUUGGGUAUUAGAUUAUCAGCAAAGAUGAAAAGAAGAAGUUAGAAAGCCAGCCUGGAUACUGUGUGUGUAAUCCAGCUACUUUGUAGGCUGAGUUGAGAUUGUUAAAUCUGAGACUGCCUGGGCAAUUCAGCAAGACCUUGUGUGUUUGUAUAAAAACUGUUCCCCAUAGAUGAAUGUGCUUGAAUACUUCAUCCCCAGUUGGUGGCAUUGUUUUGGAACUUUGUGAAACCUUUAGGAGGAAGAGAAUUGCUGGAGGAAGUGGGGUGGGUAAGGGAGGCUUGAGGUAUAACGGCCCGGCCUUGCUUCAGCUUUCUCUCCUCCCUGCUGAUGUGAUGCCAGCUUCCUGCUUCUGCCCUGUUUUCCUCUCCAUGAUGGACUCCACCCUCUGGAACUGUAAGCUGAAAUAAACUCUGUCCUUCCCUAA
This is a messenger RNA of Jaculus jaculus (lesser Egyptian jerboa), 3806 nucleotides long. It is a transcript of the gene Mplkip, whose product is annotated as M-phase specific PLK1 interacting protein. NCBI's taxonomy places the organism in Eukaryota, Metazoa, Chordata, Mammalia, Rodentia, Dipodidae. Gene Ontology annotation, cellular component: centrosome; nucleus; midbody. Bases 64 to 609 code for a protein of 181 amino acids. The transcript is spliced from 2 exons. The record is from RefSeq and is a predicted model, not a curated record.